Molecule: messenger RNA, 2735 nt
Organism: Somion occarium
Lineage: Eukaryota; Fungi; Basidiomycota; Agaricomycetes; Polyporales; Cerrenaceae
Source: the annotation of a GenBank genome assembly
GGCGCCAAGCGGGCGGUAUGAUUUCAUCCUCUCUGACGUCGAACUACCACCAGGACUGACCUGUGCACUUAGCUCUCCCCUGUGUCUUUCUUUUUCUUGUUCAUAAUCUUGCUUCAUUUACGAUCUUCAUGAAAAAAGCGACCAAUGCUUCAAUUUCUACGUCCUCAGAUCUUGUCUAUGAUGCUGCCCUAGUAUUCUGGCGAACUGUUACAAAUAUCUUCUUCCGCGAAGUUCGACCCCGAGGUGCUUUCAAUAUCCCUCGAGAUGGUCCUGUAAUAUUUGUCGCUGCUCCUCAUCAUAACCAAUUUCUCGACCCUUUGCUACUUGCGUUGGAAGUAAAUCGAGAGACACGUCGCAAGGUUCAGUUCCUGAUUGCAGCAAAGAGUAUGAAACGAAAGGCAGUCGGAUUCUUUGCGAGCAUGAUGUCUAGCAUUCCAGUCGCACGAGCGGCCGACGACGCUAGUCCUGGGACUGGUCUGAUAUAUCUGGCUGAGAACGAUCCAUGCCUUGUUCUCGGGCACGGAACUCGCUUCUUCUCAGAGUUCACACCCCGAAUGCAAAUCAUGCUACCAAAAUCUGUCGGUGCAUCCGUUGCUGAGGUCUUAGAGGUACUCUCGGAUACCGAAUUAAGGAUAAAAAAGGAGUUCGGCGGCGACAGCGGAAAAGGUACAGUCCGAAUACGAGAAAAGCUCCAAGAGUUGCAAAAUGAAGGCAAACAGGGUCUUGAAUUCAAGAAGCUGCCUCAUAUUGAUCAGCACGAAAUGUAUCAGUAUGUCUAUGAGUGUCUCAAAGCUGGCGGCUGUAUCGGUAUAUUCCCUGAAGGUGGAAGCCAUGAUCGCACAGACUUACUACCGCUGAAGGCAGGUGUUUCACUUAUGGCUCUGGGUGCGAUGGCAAACCACCCAGAGCUAAAAGUCAAGAUAGUGCCUGUUGGACUUUCAUACUUUCAUGCGUCUCGAUUCCGUUCGCGCGCAGUGGUCGAGUUUGGGUCCGCAAUGGACGUUCCACAGCAAUUAGUCGAGAUGUUCAAAGAAGGAGGGAACAACAAGAGAACUGCUGUCGCUAAAUUACUGGACCUCGUUUAUGACGGGCUCAAAACAGUAACUCUCCGCGCGCCAGACUACGAUACUCUGAUGCUCAUCCAAGCCGCUCGUCGACUGUACAGGACACCUGGGCAACAUUUGACACUAGGUCAAGUUGUGGAGCUGAAUAAGCGUUUCCUUGAAGGAUACCUUCACUUCAAAGACGAACCAAAAGUCAUAAAAUUACGUCAAGAUGUGCUGAAAUACAACCGUCUCCUACGCGAUUUGGGCCUGCGCGACCAUCAGGUCCCUCUAGCAAAGAAAUCGUACUGGAAAACUCUGGGGCUAUUCUUCUAUCGGUUCUUGCUUCUUGUCAUAUGGAGUAGUUUGGCACUGCCUGGUGUCAUUUUGAAUGGCCCCAUAUUCAUCGCUGCUUCUCUCAUUUCUCGAAAGAAAGCUAAAGAGGCUCUUGCUGCGUCUGUAGUCAAAGUGGCUGGCAAAGACGUGCUGGCGACCUGGAAAAUCCUGAUCUCGCUUGGUGCUGCUCCCGUGUUGUAUGGCUUCUAUGCUUUCCUCGCGACGGUACUUGCAUUCAAAGUCGGUGCUUCCUUAACAUGGAAGAUCCUGACACCGAUCGCCGUAAUGGUCGCCCUACCUUUUAUUGGAUAUGCUGCCUUGAAGUUUGGUGAAGCUGGCAUGGACGUUCUUAAGUCCCUACGACCCUUGUUUGUGGCUCUCGUGCCAGGACAGCAGCGCUAUCUCAAACGACUGAAGGAGAUGCGUUUGCGUUUGUCAAACGAGCUUGUAGAUGUCAUCAACGAGUUUGGGCCUAAAAUCUACGAAAACUUCAAUGAGGUUAGCUUCUUUCUAGGUACGGCUGAGAGGUAUAUUGCUGACAGGACGAUAGUUCCGGAUUCUUGUACCUUCUGCUAGCGUACCCCCUUCAUCUGGACAACCUGGACUUUGGCGGCGAAAGACCAGUACUGGGGCUGUAGAUGCUCAAGGCAAUCUGCUAUCUCACCCAAUGACAUGGCUGGACGAGAGACUUUUUGGAUGGAGUCGUAGUGCCAGACGUGGGACAAGCGCUUGGGCUGGUAGUGCCAGCAACGAUAUCAGUCGUGCAGCGACGCCCGAAGGCUCAAGUGAUGAAGAGGGGGACUACGACACCCUUAACUAUCUCGAGGUUCCAAGUCGCUCGAAAAGUCGAAGUCGUCAAGGCUCUUAUGCUGAUCUCACCAGGAUUCGCAAGUCCUCAAAUGCUAGUACGACCUCUUUGCCGGUACCAGCAAGAGGGGAGGAGUUGCGCAUGACAUCUGCUUCGGCCUCAGAUACCAACAUAUUGCACAUGCGAUAUGGGCCGCGUACCCGACGGGCCAGCCUUAGUGACAUCGUCUCCGUAGAGCGUAUUGGAGCUUUGGAUCGCGCGGAAUCGUUCCCUGACGCUACAGACGAGAUCAAUCAGGAAGUUGAUAAGCAGAAGGGGGAGCGUUUGCACCAGGAUUGAGGGAGGCUGUUCCUUACCAGAUAUUCUUGUUGCUUUAUCUCAGAAGCCACUGGCUCGGGGCUACGUCUUUCUCUACCCUACUAUUUAGCAUACCCAAUAUCCAUUUGAACGAUGUCCAGUGCUAAAUUACCAUUACAUCACGCUACCGCUAUCAUUUCACAUGCUUGUACGUAUCUCAAAUAUACUUGAAGUUGAGGAUUGUUUGUCGG